Caenorhabditis bovis is the source of this 630-nucleotide messenger RNA. The record is from the annotation of a GenBank genome assembly. NCBI's taxonomy places the organism in Eukaryota, Metazoa, Nematoda, Chromadorea, Rhabditida, Rhabditidae.
AUGGUUCACUACAAGCUCACCUAUUUCAAUUCGCGCGGAUUGGCCGAAGCCACCCGCGAUAUGUUCCAUCUGGCCGGCGUCGAGUUCGAGGAUAUUCGGAUGAAUCAUGAAACUGAUGAAUGGGCAAAACUCAAGCCACACACCCCAUUCGGACAAGUUCCAGUCCUUUCUGUUGAUGGAUUCGAAAUUCCACAAUCGGCUGCGAUUGCGAGAUAUGUGGCCCGAAAAUUCGGAUUCGCUGGAAAAAACCACGAGGAAGAAGCUUGGGUUGAUGCGUUCAUCGAUCUUUUCAAGGACUUUGUAGGAGCUGUGCGAGAGCUUGCUCUUGCAAUUCGAGAGAAGAAACCCAAUGAAGUCAUUGAGAAAUUACGAAACGAGACCUACAAACCCGCCGAGGAGGUAUAUUUCGCCAAUCUCAAAAAACAUCUCGCUAAGGGCAAAUCAGUAUUCCUUGUCGGGGAUAGCGUGACAGUCGCUGAUCUGUUCGUAGCUGAAAACUUGUUCACUCUUGAGAAAAAUCAUCUGAUUGAUUUGACAAAAGAGCCCGAGUUGCUGAAAUACAAGAACAAGAUCUUUUCGCUGCCAAAACUCAAGGAAUGGAUCGAUAAUCGACCAGACACACAAUUUUAA